GGUAUAACGUGACGAGUGUACAAGCUUGCACCAAUAGUGAUAAGUAGUUCCAUACAUUUAUAGGAGUUAUACUUGUAUAUUUGAGAAAGAAAAUUGACAAGUGAGAAAAUUAGUUUUAAUUUUAAGGUGAAUUUGUAGCAGCCGGAGAAACAAAGAAGUUUACUUGAAUUUUGUCUUCUGAGAAAAUCUACUACUGUUCGAACUGGCUUUACGUUGAUUUGGCUACGUCUAUAUAGAAAAUUAAUCUCAUUUAGAAUGUCUACACGGUAUAUGAAAAAAGUAUAUGGAGGUGAUGUGUUAUCCGAAAAGAAUAGUGAAAAUGAGAAUGAGAUAGAAAAUUCGAUAAUUGGCAAUAUUAAAUCUAAGAAAUUCAACUUCUUCGAUGUAUUGAAUCAAAAUUCUGAAAUUAAUGAAGAACAAAAUGAUGAAGAGAAUGUGAUGGAUGAAAAUUGUAUUGAUGAAGCUAAGCACAAGAAGAAGAAAAAGAAACGGAAGAAAUUAGAAGGUUCGAAAAUUCAAGUCGUUGAAUCUAAUAAAGAGGAUGUAGAUGAAAUUGAAAGAACGGUGAGGGAAGUGAAUAAAUUGCUUGGAGAACCGCUACCGAGUUGUAGCUCUCAAAGCACAGAUAAUUUACAAUGUAUUCAACAAAAGUCAAAAGAGGAUAUUUUGUUGGUGCAACAUAAACACUUAAAUCCAUAUAAUGAACUUAAAAGAAUUUUUGGUAGUAAAACAGUGCAAGCUGAACAAAACAAUAGAAGAAAUAGAGGUCGUUUGGGUCACUUGAAAAAAACUUGGUUAGUUUCAGCUAAAGAUAAUUGGCCACCAAUUAAUAAAUCUGGUCUUUCAAUGUCUUUGGAUCACACCAUACAGUCUAUCAAUAAUGUUCAAUAUUUUGUGUAUGAUCAUAAUCCAUCAUAUAGACAAGUUCAACUAAAAUUUUUGGAAGCUGUUGAGAGUUUAAAUCCUGAAAAUAUUGUUAAUAUAAUCAAUGCACAUUCUUAUCAUGUAGAUGCAUUGUUGCAAUUAGCCGAACUUUGUAAACUCAAUGAAGAUUUAGCAAUGGCUGCAAAAUUUACGGAACGAGCCCUGUACUGUCUGGAAUGCGCUUUUCAUCCACUGUUUAACUUUACAACUGCUCUCUGCAGAUUAGAUUACAGAAAACAACAAAAUCGUGCUUUAUUUAUAACAUUAUUUAAACAUCUUAAUUUUAUUGGUGGCCGUGCAUGUUACAGAACAAGUUUGGAGUUCUGUAAAUUACUUCUGUCACUUGAUCCAGAAGGUGACCCUUUAUCUGUAAUUCUCUCUAUUGAUUUCUAUGCUUUAAGAGCAAAAGAAUAUGAAUGGUUUAUCGAAUUUUGUGAUCUUUGGGAUAGUGCAAGAAAUUUAACACAGCUGCCAAAUAUAGCCUUCAGUUUAGCUUUGGCCCAUUUUCAUUUAGGCAACAUAAUUGUUGCUAAUGAAUUUUUACAAAAUGCUUUAAUAAUGUUUCCGGGUAUACUGAUGCCAUUGCUAGAAAAAUGUAGUAUACACUCUGAUGAAAUGGUAUGGGCCCAUGAUUUCUUUAACACUAAGGCAAUAAUCUCAACUUCACCAGCAUUGGAAAAGUUACAAAAUUUAUAUGUUAUACGUAGUUUCCGUUUGUGGAAAGAAACAGAUCUUUUACCAUGGCUACAAGAAAAUGUACACACUGUUUUAAAUCGAGUGGAUUCGAAAGAUGAAUAUGUAAAGUAUUGUGAAAUAAAGCGAAGCAAACGCUAUCAAGGAAAAUUGCCAAAGAACAUUUUAAGGCACAUUAUAUUAUCUGACAUGAAAGAUGUUACUGUGAACGUUCAAGAGUUACAAAAUGAUGGUUCCGUUCUUUCACAUGAUCCUCUACCACCUGUGGAUAGUAUUGAUAUUUACAAGCGACCUACCACAAAUACAGCCACAGCUAGAAAUAGUUCUAAUCUUUUGUCUCUCUUUUUUUCAUCUUUGUUCACGGAUAUUAAUGGUGAAGUUGCAAUUGCUGGUCUUGAAGGUUUAAAUUUGUUCUAUGACAACAACGAACAAACAUAAGAUAGAUCAUUGAUUAUAACAUACAAUAACAAGUCAGGACACAAGAAGUUUACUUUCAACUGAAUAAUACUAAAAUGACGUUGUACAUGUAGAGAUAUUUUUUACACAACAGCUAUUUUUAUGAAAAUAACAAAAUUUCGU
Molecule: messenger RNA, 2196 nt
Organism: Eufriesea mexicana
Lineage: Eukaryota; Metazoa; Arthropoda; Insecta; Hymenoptera; Apidae
Gene: Nulp1
Product: Nuclear localized protein 1
Exons: 8
Coding region: 256-2055 (599 amino acids)
Cellular component (GO): RQC complex
Source: RefSeq, a predicted model, not a curated record